Molecule: messenger RNA, 4206 nt
Organism: Pocillopora damicornis (cauliflower coral)
Lineage: Eukaryota; Metazoa; Cnidaria; Anthozoa; Scleractinia; Pocilloporidae
Biological process (GO): intracellular protein transport; exocytosis
Cellular component (GO): exocytic vesicle; plasma membrane
Molecular function (GO): neurexin family protein binding; small GTPase binding
Source: RefSeq, a predicted model, not a curated record
UCUUGUAUGUUGUUUAUGUCAGAGGACCCAGGCUCUCCUCCUGUGAUCUCAUUGAACCUUAAUAAUCAUGGCAAGCUUCAUAGACCUGUCCCAGUACACAUGUCACGUUUGCCAGAAAAAGAUUUGGAAGAAGAGGAAGAAAGGAAGAAAUUGGCAGAGGUAAAUCAAAACUACAGGCAAUAUGUGAAGGCUAACAGAGUUCAACGGAAACCAGAGGAGGAUCAAAAUGAUACAGAUGAACAAGAAAAUUUGUCAUCAUCAUCUCAGAGUUCUACACCAAGAGGCUCACCAGUCAAUAUUCUAGAGAAUGGUGUUGUUGAAGUUGCUAAUCAAGAAGAGACAGUCUUUGACAGUAUGAAAAUGCAAGAUGACAGUACUACCAGAGAGAAUGAAGAAGAAGAAGAUGAGUCGCAAGAACACUAUGAGCCAGAAAUGACUGGAAGUGAUGUAAAGGAAGAUGACCUCAGUUAUAAUGGAUACCAUGUGCAAAAACCUCAGGACUAUGAAGAAAAAGUGAAUGAUUGGAACAUCAAUGGGGGUGAAGAGAGUCCUGCCCUUGAUAGUGAACAGUCCAAAGAUGAUGCUGUUGUUGAAAUUAAAACAUCAUGGCAUGAGGUAGCACAUGAGUGGGGUGGAAUAGACCAGCCAGUAUCAGACACCUAUCUGCAGAACAAGUUCCUCAGUGUGAGACCAGCUUCACCUGAUUCAGAGACCACUGGUGAAUUUUUUACUCCCCUUACCACUCCUCUACAAUCAGGACCUGGGACACCUGCUCUCUCAGAUUAUGGAGCAAGUGAAGGGAUGGGUUCAGGUUCCACAUCUGAUGUGUUUGAGGAUGCUGGAGAUGUCACACCGAUGCAAGGAGCCAGAACUCCUGUGUUAGAACUCGAUGAGGAUGACAACCCUGGGGAUGUGACUAUUAUCAACCCUGAGAUCACAUGCACAGAUCCUGAUGACGGUGUAGAGCCAGAAGAGGGUUACAGGACACCCACACAGGAGGAUGACAUUGAUCAAGCUUUUGCAAGUUAUGAACGAGAACACCCUAGUGGACAAACGAAAACACUGCAAGAGCAGCUUAACAUUCUUGCUAUGGGCAGUCGAGAGAGUAUAGUAAGUUACUACAGCGAUGCAGGUGAGGGUCGGUUUGGCAACGUAACAGUCACAGGUGAGGUGCUGUUCGGAUUGAAGUACAACAAACACAAACAGCAGCUGGAAAUUCAGAUUCACAGAGCUAAAGAUAUCGCAGCAGCAGACCCAAAGAGGGGACGGUCAGAUCCGUAUGCUAAAGUGUACCUUUUACCUGAUAAAACUAAGGGAGGCAAAAAGAAGACCAAGACAAGAAAAAAUACAUUGAAUCCAGAUUUCGACGAAAUUUUAACGUUUAAGAUUGGAUUUGAGGAGAUGUUGACACGUACCCUGUGGCUUGCAUUGUGGAAUCACGACACGUUUGGACAUAAUGAUUUCCUGGGGGAAGUGAUGUUGCCUCUUGAUACUUAUCAGGACUCAGGCUUCAGCUGGGAUGAUCCGUCACCCAACUGGUAUCCAUUACGAGAGAGACGACCAGAACCGUCCCUAAUGUCGUACUGUGGAGAUCUGACGGUGUCACUGAUGUUUGAACGACCGGAGGAGUCGUCUAAAGACAAGAAGAAAAAGAAGAAAUCCGGCGGCAAAUUACAUAUCAAGUUGAAGGAAGCACGGAACUUACCUGCCAAGGAUGCCAAUGGCUUCUCGGACCCCUUUUGUAAAAGGAGCUUCCCGAAAUUAUUUGACAACGAUAAAAGUGAAACAAAGUCAGAGGCGAAUCCAGAGACUGACCAGACCGACAAUAAGACCCAGACUCCCGCGGAACAAGAGCCUUUGGUGCAGUCACAAGAAAAUCUUGCUUUUGAAGAAGACGAAAAACACUUGGAACCGAAAGAUACCUCAGCUGACUCAGCCUCUUCUAUAUUAGAAACCACGGUGGAACCAAUGGAGAGCGAAAAAUCAUCUGACACGAAAGAGCUGGAGAAAGUAGCAGACGACUCCGGGAUUUCUGUUGAUCACGUGAAUGGAAAUGACGUCAUUUCAACAAAGGAAGAGACAAAGGAAGAUGAACAUGAUCAGGGUCAUAAAGUGAAGCCUGUUCUUGAAUCCAUAAGUGCAUUCGCCAUGCAAUUCAUGGAAGCCAGCGCACCCGAAAUCAAAGUGGAUAAGCCCCAGACACUGUUCUCGGUUGCAACAGAAGAUGCUGAGGAUGCUCCACCAGGGAAACCUCCCCAGUCGCCUAGGAGACACACGGAACAUAACAUUAAAAAUAGGCUACUCGAUAAGAAUUCGUUAUUACCAGAGGCAGCUCUGACCAAGAGGCGACAUAGUGAUUUUGCCGUUUCGGCUCCUCGGCCCGUUAAUGAUGAGCUGGCUACACAAGACUUGAAGAAGCGCGGUUCAGUUGGAGCAGGACAAACUACCGCAAGGAAAGGUUCUCAUCCAGACGUUAUCAGAGCUGGUCGGGGACCCCAAUGGUCACCAAGUCUCGAAAGGAAACGUCUUGAUGAGGCAAAGAAGGGGAAAAAGAAGGACGAAAGAAGGAAGACUUUAGCAGAAUUAGCUUUAGAAGCUGGUUACACACCCAACAUUGAGACAGAAACGCCUGUAUAUCAGCCUGGAUCGUUGCAGGUCAUCAAAGCAGAUCCAUCUAAGGGAAGUUCAGAAAGCUUAUUGAGUGAGCCUGGUGAAGAACAUUUUAGCAGUGUGCCCGUGACUGGGGAAGUGUUUGUGAGCCUGCGAUAUGAGAUGCCGUCCAAAAGGUUUGAAGUACAUGUCCUCAGCGCUAACAAUCUGUCUUCUGCUGAUGCAAAAAGAUCUUCCUCUGAUCCUUAUGUGAAGACAUACCUCCUUCCGGACAGACGGAGCAAACGCAAGACAAAAACGAAAAAAGAUACCUUAAAUCCACACUUUGAUGAAAUUUUAGAGUAUUUCAUGGGAUAUGACGAGCUACUGACACGAACAUUACAUCUGAGUGUGUGGCAUAAAAUGAUUGGACGAAACUGUUUCCUGGGCGAAAUUAAGAUUCCAAUGAACAAUUUUGUUGAAGCGGGAAAUUCCCUCGAACAACCAGUAGCUAAAUGGUUUAAUCUGACCGAGAAGACCGAUGAGAUGGAUGGUCUGCCUUCAAUUCCAUGCGAAUUAGUUUUGUCUUUGAAGUACGUUACGGCUGAUAAAGUAAAAAAGAAAGGAAGAACUAAGGGUGAAUUACAUGUACAUCUGUUGGAGGCCAGGAAUCUACCAGGAAUGGAUGCUAAUGGGAUGUCUGACCCCUACUGUAAAUGUCUUUUAUUACCAGACAAGAAAGGUAAAACUAAGCAUAAGACGCCAGUGAUAAAACGGACCCUGAACCCCACCUUUGAUCACAAGUUUUCUUACGACGAGCUGUCUCCCGACGAUUUGAAGGGGAGAGUGUUGGAAAUCACUAUCUACGACUUCGAUCUCGCUUCCAGUGACGAGUUCCUCGGCGGCGUGCGGUUAGGCCUGGGCACCAGCUCUAACGAAUGGGAUGAUUCAAACGAAGACGAAAGCCAAAUAUGGCAUACGAUGCUUAAUCGGUCUAAUGUCUGGAUUCAGGUUGUUGUUCCCUUGAGGUCGACCAUGGCUUACACGAAAAAUAUGUGAAACUAUAACGAGGGGAACAGAAUGUGAAAUCCAAACACUAAAGCUUAGAUGAAUCACAAAGCACGCUGAAUUAUUCUGAACGAAAAUGCUGACAGAAACUUUGCAAUUCACUCAAAAACGAAAUGCGGUGAUAUAUCCUAAAGUCUUGAUUGAAAUGUAUAAGGACCAUGGAAAUGAAAUUAUAUCAUAGUCACUUUUCAUCUCCAAUAAAAACCAAGUUCAUUUUGAUAGUAUUAAAAUGAAAGAGAAUAUAUCUUACGAAUAAAACCGCAUGUAGAGUAUGAAAACCGCACAGUUGGAAGUUGUCAGCCUCUAGAACUUUUUGAUCUCUCGAGUUGAACGAUUUCCUUCCACAUACUGUAAUCAAGUCAGAUGAUUUCAUGAUGCAAGCUACCAGAAUUUGAUUAGUGAACGAUAAUAGUUUGAGAACUAUUUGUGAUCACUACUAAUGAUGAAAAUGCGUGGGGGCUUUGGAGGAAUAUUUGUAAAAGGUGGAUAGUUGUACUAGUUCGAUUUAUGAUUGCAUGCUAAAAAUAAAAAAAAAUCGACUUAAAAACU